GGUGUGGCAUUCACAUCCCAACGCUCAUGUGGUAACAUCCAGUAUCUCUUGGCUGCCCCUGCACACUGGACUGACUCCAGGGAUUUGAAGUGGACAGGACAGACAGACAGAGAAACAGAGUGCUUAUAUGCUGGAGAGAGAUAAGUCAGUUACGAAGUAGGAGGAGAAAAGAGUAGAGAUCAAGAGAAGAAAGGGAGAAGCAGGUGAGAAAGUGGAAAAAGGCAUCUAGAAGAAGCAGAAAGGUAGCUUAGCUGUCUGUACACUUCAAAUCCACCGACAUGGCUACUAUGGAAGCACUGGAAUUCACGAGUGCCCUGAUGGAGCCUCAAACCCUGACUGAGAUCUCAGACGAUGAGGUCAACGCCCCCCCCUCAGAUGACGAAGACGAUGCCCUCGCCGCAGUCAAGAAAGAGCUGUCCAUCAUGGGUACAGAGGGGGAUUCCGCCGAAGACAAGGACGAAGCUGGAAAGCAAGACACCCAGGUGAACGGGGUGAUGGUUCUGACUUUGCUCGACAAGAUCAUCGGGGCGGUGGACCAGAUCCAGCAGACCCAGAGCGGGCUGGAGGCCAGGCAGCAGGAUAUGGAGCGCUCGGUGAACAGCAUUCAGGGCGAGCUGACCAAACUGUCGAAGAGCCACAGCACUACGUCCAACUCCGUGAACAAGAUGAUGGAGAAAGUGCGCAAGGUCAGCGUCAACGUCAAGACCGUGCACGCCACCCUGGAGAAGCAAGGAGGCCAGAUCAAGAAGCUGGAGAACAACGAGUCCGAGCUGCUCAAGAGACGCAACUUCAAAGUCAUGAUCUACCAGGUAAGAGGAAGGGUGUGGCCCAUUGCUGAGCCCUACAAAUGUUUGCGCUCUUGA
Molecule: messenger RNA, 863 nt
Organism: Gymnodraco acuticeps
Lineage: Eukaryota; Metazoa; Chordata; Actinopteri; Perciformes; Bathydraconidae
Product: caveolae-associated protein 1-like
Exons: 2
Coding region: 279-863 (194 amino acids)
Biological process (GO): termination of RNA polymerase I transcription; transcription initiation at RNA polymerase I promoter
Cellular component (GO): cytoplasm; caveola
Molecular function (GO): rRNA primary transcript binding
Source: RefSeq, a predicted model, not a curated record